AUGGACACCGGCAAAACUCUGAAGGAAGCUCUCAAGAAUGCUCAAGCUGACGGUCGCGUUACCGUUGGAGUCUAUGAGUGCGCCAAAAUAAUGACUGAAGACCCAGACAGUGUGUCUUUCUGUGUGCUGGCCACUGAUGCCUUUGAGUGCGAUGUGGCCCUGCAGAUCCACUUCACUCUCAUCCAGGCCUUCUGUUUCGACAAUGACAUCAGCAUCGUCAGAGUGAACGACCUGGAGCGCAUCCACAAGAUUGUUGGGGACAAGUCUCAGAAUCUGGAAGAUGCCCACUGUGUCCUUAUCACGACACCUGUCGAAGGUUCUUGGGAGGACCCAGCACUGGAGAAGCUGCACCUGUUCUGUGAAGAAAGCCGCAGCCUGAACGACUGGGUCCCAGAGAUCACUCUGCCUGAGCGUUGAUCUGGGGCC
Messenger RNA from Engraulis encrasicolus (European anchovy), 426 nucleotides. RefSeq names its product growth arrest and DNA damage-inducible protein GADD45 gamma-like. NCBI's taxonomy places the organism in Eukaryota, Metazoa, Chordata, Actinopteri, Clupeiformes, Engraulidae. The record is from RefSeq and is a predicted model, not a curated record. Gene Ontology annotation, biological process: regulation of cell cycle. Gene Ontology annotation, cellular component: nucleus; cytoplasm. The transcript has 3 exons. Bases 1 to 417 code for a protein of 138 amino acids.